This is a messenger RNA of Kuraishia capsulata CBS 1993, 492 nucleotides long. RefSeq lists its product as uncharacterized. Bases 1 to 492 code for a protein of 163 amino acids. The transcript has 2 exons. Gene Ontology annotation, cellular component: Golgi apparatus. The record is from RefSeq and is a predicted model, not a curated record. NCBI's taxonomy places the organism in Eukaryota, Fungi, Ascomycota, Pichiomycetes, Pichiales, Pichiaceae.
AUGUUGGCACAAAUAUCCAAUCUACAAUCUCAGUCCGAUGUCGUGACUCUUCAAUCGAAGCUAUCUUCCAUAAGACCACCUCAGGAGUUCUUUGACGUCCGCAGAUUCUCUAAACCAGCCAAUUUCAGCGAGAUCCAGCAGAGAGUCACCUACAACCUGGGCUACUUCCAGGCUAACUAUGCUGCCAUAGUGGCUCUGUUGAGUGUUUAUUCCCUGCUCACAAACUUGUUGCUGUUGUUUGUGAUUAUUUUCACGGUUUUCGGAGUGUUUGGAAUCAACAAGCUGGACGGAAGAGACCUAGAACUGCCCAUGGGAAGAUUGACCACGUCCCAGCUGUACACCGGAUUGUUGGUAGUGGCCAUUCCAUUGGGAUUUUUGGCCUCGCCAAUUUCUACGAUGAUGUGGUUGAUUGGUGCUUCAUCAGUUACGGUUCUAUCACACGCUAGCUUCAUUGAGAAGCCAAUCGAGACGGUGUUUGAGGAGACUGUUUAA